This is a messenger RNA of Lachancea dasiensis, 1011 nucleotides long. The record is from the annotation of a GenBank genome assembly. NCBI's taxonomy places the organism in Eukaryota, Fungi, Ascomycota, Saccharomycetes, Saccharomycetales, Saccharomycetaceae.
AUGAGUAAACGCCAGGAGAAUGCGCAUAUCCCAAAGUAUAUCAGGGACCAGCCGUGGUUCUACAAGGCCGCGCGCGGCGGGUCUGAAUCCGAGGAUUAUCUAGCACACCAUCGGAGGGCCAACUCCCUCAAAAACGCGGACUCGGACCUUGAUAUCGACAAUAACGCGGAGCCCAAGGUCGGGCGCGGCAUCCAGGAUACCUACGAGCGGGCCACGCCGCGGCAGGGCUCGGAGAACUGCCGAAACUGUGGGGGCGCUGGCCAUGCGGAACGCGACUGUCUGGAGGCGCCCAGGAAGCGUAAAGCGACCCAUAGGCCGCACAGAGAGGUCGGGUCCGAGCGUCGUGCGGAUUCCGGCGGCAACUGGGACGCGCGAAAAGACCGCUGGUACGGCUACGACGGCGAAGAGUACGAUCGCGUGCUCAGGCGCCAGCAGGACGAGCUGCGCCAGCACGAACAGAGCCAGCCAGCGGCAGACGCAGUGGACACCGACGAGGAGAUAGAGCUGGCGGCCCUGGGCCUUUACAAGCAGGAAAUGACAGGUUUCAUCGCGCACGACGACGCUCGCGGGUCCAGGCUGAGGGCGUCGGUACGGCUGCGCGAGGACCGCGCGGCGUACCUCAACGACAUCGGGUCGGACACGCUCAACUACGACCCGAAGUCCCGUCUCUACAAGACCGACGAGCUCGGCGAAGUCGACUCCGAAACCAACAUGUUCCACCGCCAUCUGACGGGGGAGUCGCUCCAGCUGUCCGAGCUCAACCGCUUCGCGCGCGAACGUACACUGCAGUCGGGCAUCAGAGAUGAGGUGGAGAACGCAGCCAAGACCAGCCACGUCCUGGUUGCCAACCCGACCAAAUAUGAACUUCUGAGACGGCACACUGACCAGCCGACCGACCGCGAGCACGACGCUGCCGCGCGCGAGUCGUCUUCCAACGCGAGCGCCAAGCGAAUCUCCGGUACGAAACAAACGGAGGAGCACAAGAGCCAGCUACUACAAAAAUACGGCUAG